Microthlaspi erraticum is the source of this 1062-nucleotide messenger RNA. Lineage: Eukaryota; Viridiplantae; Streptophyta; Magnoliopsida; Brassicales; Brassicaceae. The record is from the annotation of a GenBank genome assembly.
AUGAACAUGGAAGAUCAGUUUCAUAAAAUGGAAACUAGCUUCAUGCACGAGAAGCUCGUGUCUUCUGGAUUCUACGGGAUCUUGAGUUCUUCGACGCCACCGCAACUUCUUGGUGUUCCAAUAAUCUUGGAAGGUAUGAAAUCGUCUCUUCCUCCUUCGUCCCAAAGCUACUUUGCGUCUCCUCAUGAGCUCACUUCUUCUAUUCAACAAUCUCCGGUAGCUUCUGUUCCUUGGAACUUUUUACAAUCUUUUCCUCAAUCUCAACGUCCUGAUCAUCAUCAUCCUUCUAAAACCCCAAACCUUACCUUAUUCCUUAAAGAACCAAAGCUUCUAGAAACUUCCCAAUCCAACAGUAACAUGAUCCCUUACCAUAACUAUAUCCCAAACUCCCUCCACCAAUCAAAUCAAAACAUAAACGAUUGGGUAGAGAUCAAUAAAACCCUAACCAACUAUCCUUCAAAAGGGUUUGGAAACUAUUGGCUAAGCACCACCAAGACUCAGCCUAUGAAGCUUGCGGCAGGGACAAAAACAAGAAAAGUUGUUCAGACGACGACACCGACGAAGCUGUAUAGAGGAGUGAGACAAAGACACUGGGGCAAAUGGGUCGCAGAGAUUAGGCUUCCAAGGAACAGAACUCGUGUUUGGCUUGGCACUUUUGAAACCGCUGAGCAAGCCGCAAUGGCUUAUGAUACCGCAGCUUACAUCCUACGCGGCGAAUACGCACACCUCAACUUUCCUGACCUUAAACACCAGCUCAAAUCAGGUUCUUUGCGAAGUAUGAUUGCCUCGCUUUUGGAGUCCAAGAUUCAACAAAUCUCUUCCCAAGUAAUAAGUUCGACUAACUCUCCUUCUCCUCCUCCUCCCAAAGUGGUAACAUCGGAGCCCAAGAGAGCAAUGAAGUUUGAAGGGGAGAUGAAGAUAGAGUCUGGAGAAAUAGUGAUGAUGAAGAAACAGAAACUCCAAAAGGAAGUGAUUGAAGGAGAUGGUGUACAAUUGAGUAGAAUGCCUUCUUUGGAUAUGGAUCUAAUUUGGGAUGCUCUCUCACUCCCUCAUUCUUCUUGA